Messenger RNA from Rhipicephalus sanguineus (brown dog tick), 543 nucleotides. Its product is annotated as histidine-rich glycoprotein-like. The transcript is spliced from 2 exons. NCBI's taxonomy places the organism in Eukaryota, Metazoa, Arthropoda, Arachnida, Ixodida, Ixodidae. The coding region runs from base 19 to 543 and encodes 174 amino acids. The record is from RefSeq and is a predicted model, not a curated record.
GUGCGUAAUCGACGCGGGAUGCGUGCUGGCACGAUGCCCUGGUGGCGGCGCUACUUGGAAGCUGCGUCGUUGGUCGUGCUGUGCUUCCUGGUUCGGCCCACCGAACAGGGCAAGCUGUUGAAGAUUGCCUUGGCCGCAUCUGCACUGGGUGGCCAGCACAGGUUCAGCAUGAUACCCAUCCCUAUACCCAUCCGUCAGGAACACAAGCAGUACUACCCAGUCCACUACCCGGUUCCCGUACCGGUGUACCACAAUCACCACACCAAGCACAAGAUCCACAACAUCCAUCACCUGCACAAGGUUUACAUUCCGGUACACCACCACACGAAGACAGUGCACCACAAGCACUACUUGCACCACCAUGGCCACGGCCACGAUCACUACGGCUAUGGGCACAAGCACUACGACCAUGGCCACAAUCACGAUGGACACGGCCACGACCACUAUGGCCAUGGCCACGACGACUAUGGUGGUCAUGGCAGCCGCAAGGUUGUCUACAUCAUUCACAAGCAUGGUGGUUACCGCUGGCACCGCAGACGGUAG